AUGCAGGGCUUGAACUUCAAGUUCCAGAAUGCCUUGCAGCAAGGGCCUGCAAUUCAGUGGGAGAGGGAGGGGCUCAUGCCGGAGUGGAGGGGGAGGGUUCAGUGCAAAGCAAGUUCCAGCGUUCCAGUGCUGAGGAGGAAAAGACUCCCACCAGAGCUGGCUAUGAAAAUAGAAGAUAGAGGAACCAUGAAUCAGUCUCCAGCCUUUCCCUUCCAUUCUUCAUAUCAAGAUUUAAAGGCAAGGAAUAAAAAUUUGCUAAAAAGAAGUCAUCAAGAAAAGUAUAGGCAGAAAUGUCUCAGGAUGAACAGAAUUGCAAAAACGAUUGUGUUUGAAAACACAGCUCUGGCUGAUGAAAUUGCACGUCUUGAGGAAAAGUUUAUUAGAGCCAAAGAUGAAAGGAGGUUUUUGUUGAAGAGAAUGCUACAGCUGCAGGCUUUAAGUGAAGAUUGUCCAACACCAUCUCACAAUACAAACUUACCUGUUACAUAUGGGAUUUCAGAGAUGGGGGUAGUCAAUGAAGGAACUCUGGACAUGUGCUUAUCAAGUGUUGAUGAUAGUGUGUGCAAACAGCUAAGGAAAGACAAAAGAGAAAAAGGAAAAGAGAUCAAAUUAGAAAGCAAGUGACUAUAAGAGCGAGAGAGACACUGUUGGUCCUAUCCACGAUGUUGGGAAAAUUUGGCUUGUCACAUAUAAGCCUUGUUGCGGAUUAUGUCCCACAGCGAAGAGGAAAUUAUUCCAAAUUGCUCUUGGCGUAAAAAAAAAAAAUCGAACCAAUCAAUUCUUUCAUGAUUCAGAUAAAAUGUUUAUUAAAAAAUCAAGUUUACUUGGUUCUCAUUGCAUUCUUAUAUUGAAUAGAAUACCGGGGAAAGAAGAAUGCUUGUUUGAGGAAAUAUAUGGCUGCAGUUUUCAUGAAUGCUUUUGAGCACUAGAUGGCAGCAGUGUUUUUACAAUGUAUAACGUUAAAGGGACAGUCUAGGCAAAAAUAAACUGUCAUGAUUCAGAUAGAGCAUGUCAUUUUAAACAAUUUUCCAAUUUACUUUUAUCACCAAUUUUGCUUUGUUCUCUUGGUAUUCUUAGUUGAAAGCGUAACCUAGGAGGUUCAUAUGCUAAUUUCUUAGACCUUGAAGGCCACCUCUUUUCAGAUUGCAUUUUAACAGUUUUUCACCACUAAAGGGUGUUAGUUCAUGUGUUUCAUAUAGAUAACACUGUGCUCGUGCACGUGAAGUUAUCUGGGAGCAGGCACUGAUUGGCUAAACUGCAAGUCUGUCAAAAGAACUGAAAUAAAGGGGCAGUCUGCAGAAGCUUACAUACAAGGUAAUCAGAUGUAAAAAUUAUAUUAUUAUAACUGUGUUGGUUAUGCAAAACUGGGGAAUGGGUAAUAAAGGGAUUAUCUAUCUUUUAAAACAAUAAAAAUUAUGGUGUAGACUGUCCCUUUAAAAGUAUUCUUGCAAAAUUGCUGCUGUAAAAAGCUCAAGACAAAUUAAUUCUCCUGAGCCAACCUACCCGCUUUUCAACAGAGUAUACUAAGAGAACAAAGAAAAUGUGAUAAUAUAAGUACACUGGAAACUUUUAAAAGUGUGUCUGGAUCAUUAAAGAAAAAAAUGUUUGAUAUCCAUUUAAGCCUUUAAUCUCCUUUUAAAAAUGUUUAAUAAAAAUAAUUACGUUGCAAUAUACACUCAUUGUUUUGCACAAGAUCAAGUAGAUAUGUUCCUAAUUGACCACAACACAGGAGACCAGGAACAUAUAUAUUUCACCAGAAUUUGCAAAUACCUGUAAAUUGCACCAUUAAAAUGACAGAUUAUUUUGCAAUGCAGUGCUUAUUUGCUGGUAAAUUCAAUGAAUAAUUGUAAUGACUAAUGCCCAAGCCAUUUACUACCCCUUUUUUUUUAAAGCAGUUUUAAAAUGUUUUUGAAAACAGUCCUACUGUUUUGUGAUUUACUAACACAAACCAUAUGCUCGAUUCAUUAGCUUUAAUAAAUCUUUUGGCUCAGAAAGAAAAGAAAAAAAAAGAAAAUGCAGAAUUAGUGGUUACUUCACUGAAACAGUCUUCUGAGUCUGUUUUAAUUUUUAAAGGGACAGUCUACUCCAGAUGUUUUAUUGUUUUAAAAAGCUAGAUAAUCCCUUUAUUACCCAUUUCCUGAUAUAUUUAUUAAUACUGUAUACUUUUUACCUCUGUGAUUACCUUGUAUCUAAGCCUCUGCAGACUGCCCCCUUAUCUCCAUUCUUUUGAUAGACUUGCAUUUUAGCCAAUCACAACUGACUCAGAAUGUUACCUAUAUUCAACACACAUGAACUAUCACUGUCUAGCUGUAAAAAAACAAAAAACUUCAAAAUGCACAGAGAUAAAAGGCAGCCUUAAAGGGCUUAGAAAUGAAAAAAGGAGCCUACCUAGGUUUAGCUUUCAAAAAAGAAUACCAAGAGAACAAAGCAAAUAUGAUUAUAAAAGUAGAUUGGGAAGUUGUUUAAAAUUACAUGCCCUAUCUCAAUCAUAAAAGUUUAAUUCUGACUAGACUGUCCCUUUUAAUAAGUGAUCGGUGUAUUGAAUAAUAAUAAUUUGUAUAACAAGAUGAUUUCCGCCCUGUUACAAUCCCUUAAAUUAGUUAUAUUCAAGAUUUUUUUAUUGGAUGAGGACCAGAGAUUUAGAAACAUUUACCCAACUUGAUGUAGUUGUGUGGUUUUUUUAAUUUUAUUUUUUGUGCCACUUUUCUUGUAUUCCGUUCCUCCUCGGAACUUUAAUUUUAUUUUGUAAGUUUCUUUACUAUCAACCUUGUGAACCUAUUACUAAAUUGUCUUUUGAGGUUCUUUAUUUUUAAACUAGCAAAUGUGGUACACUUUGCUUGUUGUCUCAUCAUUUGAUGGUGUUUGUCAAUGUUUUUUACAUGUUGCCAGGUCCCUGAUUAGUUUGGAUAUCAUUGUUCUAUCAUUCUGUCCUAAUGUUGAUGAAAAAAUAGAAUCUUGUUUGAAAUCAUCAUAUAUUAACUGAAAGUAGUGGUGGAAAAAUAUUACCUGUAUAAAUUAUCAGUCAGUGCACAAGUCUUACUAGUCCACUCAAUGGGUUUUUUUUUUUUUUAAAGAAAGCAUACUGUCUUAAAGGGACAGUCUAGUCCAAAAUAAACUUUCAUGAUUCAGAUAGGGCAUGUCAUUUUAAACGUUUCCAAUUUACUUUUAUCACCAAUUUUGCUUUGUUCUCUUGGUAUUCUUAGUUGAAAGCUAAACCUAGGAGGUUCAUAAGCUAAUUUCUAAGCCCUUGAAGGCCGCCUCUUCUCUCAGGCAUUUUGACAGUUUUUCACCACUAGAGGGUGUUAGUUCAUGUGUGUCAUAUAGAUAACACUGUGCUCACUCAUGUCUGUCAAAAGAACCGAAAUAAGGGGGCAGUUUGCAGAGGCUUAAAUACAAGGUAAUCACAGAGGUAAAAAGUGUAUUAUAACUGUGUUGGUUAUGCAAAACUAGGGAAUGGCUAAUAAAGGGAUUAUCUAUCUUUUUAAACAAUAAAAAUACUAGUGUAGACUGUCCCUUUAAAUGGGUAAGAAACCCCAAAAUCUUGCAAGACUGCUGCCAUGUAGUUCUGCAGACACGUGUACACUCCUGAGCUUACAUCCCUGCUUUUCAACAAAGGAUAACAAGAGAUAAAAAACAUAUAUAUAUAAUUAUUUUAAUUGUUUUUUUAUUUAUCUUUUCCCACCCUACUUCCCAAAAAAGGAUCAUUAUACUUGAACAAAUAAUAACCAUGUUUUUAAUAUUUUGUCAGCUUGGCAAAAAAAAUUUCUUGCUGUCUUUUUUUUUUAUUGAAGACCUGAAUAAAAGUUUUUUUGUUAUUUAAGAAAAAAAGACAAUCACAGUAUUUAUUUGAUUUGUUUUUUUGGGUGCCAAGUGCUUUUUGGCUCAGUAAUAUUUAUAAAACAUCCAGGUUACAAUCAAAGAUCAUUGAUGUAAUGGCGAUCAUAACAUGGUCACGUUUAAAAUCUGUUCCCAUAGAGAAUAUUACAAGUGUCAGACCAAUACAUUUUAAUUCAAAUAAGGUAAAUUUAAUUGAUUUAUGGGAAUCUUUAACAUAAACAUACAUAAAUUGGGCCAGUGUGUUCCCAAAUAAUCAUAGGAUAAAUGGACGACAUUUAAAACUUUGGUGAAUACAUUUAAUUUUAACACAUACCAUGUGGAGAUAAAGGUAAAAUAAAUUAAUCCAAAACAAUGAAACUCUCUAAAAAUGUAUUACAUAUAAGAGAGAAACAUACAACAUUUAAAUUAUUCAAGGAGCUAUUGGCUUUACAAGUAUAAGCAAUGUGGCAAAGCUUGCAACUAGGCAAUACUAGCAAAAAGGCUAAGAAGGAAAAUAUUGGGGCACUAAAAUGUGGUAUGGCGAUCAAAGGUGAUCAGAGAAUGCCUCAGGUGCUACAGAAAUUAUGAAUAACUUGGUUGUAUAAGGACUUCAUGGACUAAUCAGCGGAUGAUGCUUUGGAGAACUUCUGGAGCUUGCUCGCACGAGUUCCAAAGUGGUGGUCAAAUAAAGACUGCUUUCCAACCUCUCGCAACCUCAGAGGCUGAAGAGAUAAAUCACUCUGAACUCACUUGUUCGGGUGAUUGGUAAUUCUGACAUCACUGGUUGGCUAGUUAAUAGAGGUGAUUAUAUUUAUGAGUAUCUUAAGAGCAAGAUCAUACAAUUCAGCAAUAUAUUUAUACUAAUCUAAUUAGAUUCUUUAUGAUUCUUUAUAACAAAGCUUAUUUCUCAUACCUUGUGUGCAUCCUAAGAAUGGUCAACAAAUUUCAGAGGCAAACGUAAUAAUACUAAUUUAAAAAUGUAGCCACCAAUCAGCAAGCGCUCCACAGGGUUUGAACCAAAAAUGGGCUGGCACCUAAGCGUACAUUCCUGCCUUUUCAAAUAAAGAUACCAAGAGAACGAAGAAAAAUUGAUAAUAGGAGUAAAUUAGAAAGUUGCUUAAAAUUGCAUGCUCUGUCUGAAUCAUGAAAGAAAAAUUUGGGUUUCAUAUCCCUUUAAGUCAUAUGUGGACAAACUUUACAGUUGCUAAAACAUAAAAAAUAAUUCCAUUGAUGUUGUUUUUUUUCUGUACUAUUGUUUAAAUCUAUUGUAUAAAUCUGUUUAUCUUUUAAUUUUAUUGGAGUCUUGUCUAAAGGUGAUUACCGGCUGCUGUAAAAUACUAUUAAAUAUUCAUUAUCAGGC
Molecule: messenger RNA, 5176 nt
Organism: Bombina bombina (fire-bellied toad)
Lineage: Eukaryota; Metazoa; Chordata; Amphibia; Anura; Bombinatoridae
Gene: FYRD1
Product: transforming growth factor beta regulator 1
Exons: 4
Coding region: 1-624 (207 amino acids)
Source: RefSeq, a predicted model, not a curated record